Mucor mucedo is the source of this 3636-nucleotide messenger RNA. RefSeq lists its product as uncharacterized. Gene Ontology annotation, biological process: sodium ion export across plasma membrane; potassium ion import across plasma membrane; intracellular sodium ion homeostasis. The transcript has 4 exons. Gene Ontology annotation, cellular component: membrane. Lineage: Eukaryota; Fungi; Mucoromycota; Mucoromycetes; Mucorales; Mucoraceae. The coding region runs from base 72 to 3482 and encodes 1136 amino acids. Gene Ontology annotation, molecular function: ATP binding; P-type sodium:potassium-exchanging transporter activity; ATP hydrolysis activity. The record is from RefSeq and is a predicted model, not a curated record.
AAAAAAUCAAUCCUCUUUUCUUUGUUACAUUUAUUUCAUUUAAAAAAUAAUCUUCAUUUCGAUCAAAAGAAAUGAAUUACAUCGAUGAAAAGCCCGAAAUAACGGCUAUAGAAGAUGCAAAGAUCAAGUUUGCCAAGGUUCAUCGUCCUGAAAGGACAAGAACAAUUCAAACCAUGGAAACCACUGGUUCUCGUAGACCCUCUAUAAGUGCUCCUAAACGUCCUUCAAGAAAGGAUAAGCCCGAGAAAAAAAAUGUUGAUAUUACUGAACAUUUGCUCACCCCAGAGGAAUGCGCCGACAAGUACAAUACACUUAUUGAUUUAAAGAAGGCGGGUGAAUCUCAAGGUCUGACUGCUCAGCAAGCUGCCAAUGUCUUGCUUGAAACCGGUCCUAACGUACUAACACCACCAAAAAGAAGACACCCUUUCUUGAAAUACAUCGAUUGUGUUCUUAGUCUAUUCAAUCUGCUCCUGAUUCUUGCUGGUAUUCUUGAUUAUAUUUUAUUAGCAAUUGAUUAUAAAGCAAACUUUGCCAACACAUACCUUGGUGCUAUCUUGAUCGGUGUUUCCUUGUUGAACGCCUUUAUUGAAUUCUAUCAGGAACAAAAAUCUCAAGCUUUACUGGAUUCUUUUCUUGACAUGGUUCCUGCCAAAUGUAUGGUUCUUCGCGACGGCAAAGUACAGCAGAUCGAUGCAGCUCUACUUGUUGUGGGUGAUGUUGUCUUGAUUCGUAUGGGUGAUAAAGUACCAGCGGAUCUUCUGAUCUUUUCCGCAUCCGAUCUCAAAGUUGAUAACUCACCUCUGACGGGUGAAUCGGAUCCCCAGGAACGUGGCCCUUUUAAUUCCCAAAAGAAUGUGUUUGAAGCCGAGAAUAUUAUUUUCAAUGGUACUUUAGCCGUCUCUGGUGAAGGUUAUGGUAUUGUUGUAAGAACCGGUGAUGGUACCGUACUCGGUCAGAUUGCUGGUUUGACUGCUGGUGAAGCAAAAAUGGAUUCGCCACUUUCACAAGAGAUUGCUAAAUUUGUAAAAACCAUUGCUACCAUUGCUCUCGUGACAGCAGGUGUUUUCUUUGGUAUCGGCUUCCCUGUAAAUAAUAACAAUGUUUCUCUUACACUUAACUUUGCUAUUUCUGUUUUCGUUGCUUGGGUUCCUGAGGGUUUACCUGCUACUGUGACUAUUCUUUUAACUAUCUCUGCUAAACGUAUGGCUGCUCGAAACGUGUUGGUCAAAGAUUUGCAAGGUGUCGAAACACUAGGUGCCAUUACUUUAUUGGCUACUGAUAAGACCGGCACAUUGACUCGUAAUCAAAUGACUGUGACCUAUGUUUGGUCUUGUCUUACCAUGAAGAAUGCCAUGGAAAAGCAUACGGGACAACCCCUUAUUGAAUCGCCUGGCGUAGAAGAGAUAAUGAAUAUUUGUACGUUGAAUUCCCGUGCCAAGUUUGACCGAACGGAUGUCCCUGUCUCUGCAAGACAAAUAUUGGGUGAUGCUACAGAGACUGGUCUUGUGCGUUUUGCUGGCGAAGGUUUUGGUACGAAGUUCGACUCGAUUCCCGAUCAAUACCCCAAAGUGUUUGAAAUUCCUUUUAAUUCCGAUAACAAGUGGGCGAUGACCAUUCACAAAAAGAAACAUUCCCGUGGUCUUUUAACUCUGUUCAUUAAGGGUGCUCCUGAGCGUGUUCUUGGUCUAUGUAACAAAAUUUUAUUGGCAGACGGUUCUUCUACUACCCUCACGGAAGAGCACCUUGCAGCUUUCCAAGAAACAUAUUCUUACAUGGCAAGUCAAGGUCAUCGUGUAUUGGCAUUUGCACAAGACUUGCUCUCUGGAACUGAGUACCCCGAAGAUUUUGUAUUUGAUAAGACAAACAAGAAUUAUCCCAUGUCUGGUAUGACCUUUGUAGGUCUUGUUUCUCUUGAAGAUCCUCCCAAGCACGGUGUCCGUGAAGCCAUUGGUAAAUGUCGUGCAGCUGGUAUUAAAGUCAUGAUGGUGACCGGUGACCAUCCUUUGACUGCUGAAGCCAUUGGUCGCAAAAUUAAUUUGAUGGUAGGUGAUACAAAGGCUUUAGCGGCUGUAAGACUGUCCUGUUCUGAAGACCAAGUACCUGAACACGAGUACAGCAGUAUUGUUGUUCAUGGUGACACAAUUGAUGCGCUUUCAGAGGAUGACUGGGACACCAUCUUUUCCAAGGAUGAAAUUAUUUUUGCUCGUACCUCUCCCAAGCAUAAAUUAGAGAUUGUGAAACAUGCACAAGCAAUGCGCCAUAUUGUGGGUGUGACAGGAGACGGUGUGAACGAUGCACCAGCGCUGAAAAAGGCCGAUUUGGGUAUUGCCAUGAAUAUCUCUGGCUCCGACGUUUCUAAAGAUGCAGCUUCCAUGAUUUUAUUGGACGAUAACUUUGCUUCUAUUGUACACGGUAUUGAAGAAGGUCGAUUGAUUUUUGUCAACCUGAAGAAAUCAAUUCAAUACACCAUCACGCAUUCUAUGCCUGAAGUGAUUCCUAACCUGCUGUAUAUUAUUGUGCCUAUCCCUCUUCCAUUGUCUGCCAUUCUUAUUUUGGUGAUUGAUCUUGGGUUUGAAUUGUUUGCUGCACUUACGUUUGCUUGGGAUAUUCCUGAAUCCCAAGAUGGGUUAAUGAAGAUGUGUCCUCGUAAGCCUGUUAACCCCGAGUCCAUUGACCGUCAUCGCCGUUCUUUAAUCCGCAAAGAGCAAUACAUCGAAUACAAUGAAGAGACUGGAGAGGAAGUACGUCCCCAUAUUUUCCGCCGUUAUCGUAACGCUAUUCAUGAAUUAUGUUCUGCUGCCUAUUGGAAAGAAAAGUUUGAAAAGACGGACGAUGAAGUCCUUGUAGAUUUACCACUAUUAUCAUGGGCGUAUUUAGAGAUUGGUAUGCUUGAAGCGAUUGGAGCUAUGACAUGUUAUUUUGUUGUGUUCUGGUAUAAUGGAGUUACACCGUACGAUGCGGUCAUCAUGCAACGCGGUGCUGGUGAACCUACCAAUUAUUUCCAAAACGGGCCUUUGUAUGCUCUUGAUUAUACCAAUGUGGCAGGCAAAACUCUGACUGCUGAGAUGCAAAAACAAGCUCUUGGUCAAGCGCAAUCGAUUGUUUAUUGGGGUAUCAUGGUGAUGCAAAUGUUUAAUAUGUUUGCAUGUAAGACACGUUUCAGUGUACCCAUCGGCCGUUACAUGUUUUCCAACAAGUGGACGUUUGCAGGCAUCAUGGGAGGUGUUUCCUUAGCCACUUUAAUUGUGUAUUGUCCUCCGUUUAAUAUCCCAUUCGGUACAGAUUACCGUUUGAUGCCUUAUUGGUGGUUCAUUGCAUUUGGGUUUGGUUUCCUUAUUAUUGGGUACGCAUGUAUUCGUAUUAAGAUUAGACAAAAGCUUAGUCCGGUGUCUUUCAACCCUGAUAUUCAAGGUUUACGCAUGUUCCCUACCAUUCGAACCGUAGCUACACAUGAUGCUCGAUCUGUGAAUAGAAUGGCUUAAAAAGGCUAUUCUUUCAUAUAUACAUAUAUAUAUUAAUCCCUAUAUCUCUCUCCUUUCAUAUAAUUACAUUCUAAAUAAUAAAUAAAUUGAUAGAUUUUUUUUUCUUCUUUGUGACUCUCCCUGAAAUUGAAAAAAAUUAAACUAUACUUGUUCG